This is a messenger RNA of Amaranthus tricolor (Joseph's coat), 4509 nucleotides long. RefSeq lists its product as uncharacterized. The transcript has 28 exons. Gene Ontology annotation, cellular component: mitochondrial outer membrane. NCBI's taxonomy places the organism in Eukaryota, Viridiplantae, Streptophyta, Magnoliopsida, Caryophyllales, Amaranthaceae. The record is from RefSeq and is a predicted model, not a curated record. Gene Ontology annotation, molecular function: ATP hydrolysis activity; ATP binding; protein binding. Bases 170 to 3844 code for a protein of 1224 amino acids.
CCUUAGACUCAAGAGUCAUAAUUUUCCGUCUCUCUAUCUCCCUUAUUUGUUUCGUUCAUUCCUCUUCCGUUUAAUUCUCUCUCUAAACCAGAUUAUAUACAGAGAGUAGAACAAACAGGAAAGACCAAACCUCGCUCAAACCCAGAAAACCAAACUCAAAUUCAUAGCCAUGGUUUCCACUAGACGAAGCAGUGGAUCUAUGUCUUCUAACAACAAUACAACCACCAACAAUAAUAGUACAAGUAGUACUAGCAAUAACGAUGGCACCAAGAUUAAUGGCGGUGCUUCUAAUUCCAAAAAGUCUUCUGCUUCUGCCGAUGAUAAUCACCUUAAACCUCCUUCGCCUAAACGUCUAAAGGUUGAAAAUGAGGUUGCAUCGGAGAAAUCUACUGGAAUUCCGGGAAAUUCUAAGGAAAUGUGUAGUUUGGGGGGUGUAGAUCCCGUUGAAUGUGAAGCUGUGAGUCAUAGCGGUGGUGCUGAGGAUGUUAAUUCCGUUAAACCCGAGGCUGCUACUGCUCCUAUUUCGUCUUCCCCGAUAGUUCCAGAAGGGAAUUCGCCAGUUGUGGUGGAACACGCCAAGAACUCAUUUUCACCAGCCAGAAACUUUCAAAAACAAAUCUUGGGUUAUGAAACUUCUGCUACUCCUUGGUGUAGAUUAUUGUCAGAGUAUCAACAGACUCCGACCGUAAAUAUAUCAGCUUCUGUUUUCACUAUUGGUUCAAGCAGACAAUGCAAUUUACCUCUGAAAGAUCAAUCGGCUAGUGGGAUCAUAUGCAAGAUAAAACAUACUCAGCGUGAAGGCUGCAUGAUUGCUGUUCUUGAAAGCACAGGGAGCAAAGGAGCUGUUUUUGUAAAUGGGAUUAAUGUUAAGAAGAAUACCAGCCGUCUUUUGCAUUCUGGGGACGAAGUCGUUUUCGGAGUUGCUGGAAGUCAUGCUUAUAUUUUCCAGCAACUUGUGAUGGAUGUUGCUGUGAAGGCACCUUUGUCAAUGGGAAAUGUGGAGGUUCAAGGUGCUGUUGGGAAGUAUUUUCCAGUAGAGAAAAGAUCAGGAGAUCCUUCUGCAGUGGCUGGGGCUUCUAUAUUGGCAUCUCUCUCAAAUCUGAGACCUAAUCUGACAUGGAGGCCUUCUGGUCUGAGCACUCCUAAGCCACACCAAGAAAGUGAGCUUUCUACUCAUGCAGUUAUACAGGAUGGAUCAGAGGCCGAGUUUGAUAGUAUGGAAGGAAAUUCCACUCAGAAUAUGGACUGUGAUAAUGCCACAAACAUUGUUGGGACUAGCAAGAACCUCCCUAUUGACCGUAAAACAGAUGGCUUAGAGAGAGGCAAUGUACUAGAAGAAAAAAAUGAUUGCACAAGGAGUUCACAGCCGGCAUCGACAUCUGGUAUAUCUCCCAGAUGUGCGGCCUUCAAAGAAGAUGUUUUGGCAGGAAUUAUUGAUGGCAAUGGGGUUAACGUUUCAUUUGAUGACUUCCCUUAUUAUUUGAGUGAAAACACAAAAAAUGUGUUAAUUUCUGCGUCCUACAUACAUUUGAAGCACAAAGAGCAUGCAAAAUAUACAUCUGAGCUGCCUACUGUUAAUCCAAGAAUUUUACUCUCAGGCCCAGCUGGUUCGGAGAUUUAUCAAGAGAUGCUGGCAAAAGCAUUAGCUAAACACUUUGGGGCUAAACUCCUUGUAUUUGAUAGCCACGCCUUAUUGGGUGCUUUGUCAAUAAAGGAUGCAGAGCUUCUAAAGGAUGGUCAUAAUACUGAGAAAACACCUAACUCCAUGAAGAAAACCCCAGGUUCAGUGGAACUGGAUAAGUGUCCAGAUCCUGCUGGUGAAGUAGAUGCUCAGCCCAAGCUGGAACUCACACCAUUUGUUUCUUUCUCAUCUAAAAAUUACACAUUUAAAUCAGGCGACAGAGUGAGAUACAUAGGUUCGGGUUCCACUGGUAUAUAUACCGCAACAUCUUCACGGGGUCCAACUUUUGGAAUGCGUGGCAGGGUUGUUUUACCUUUUGAAGAUAAUCCACUUUCAAAAAUUGGUGUGAGAUUUGACAAAUCAGUGCCUUCAGGUGUUGACCUUGGUGGCAUGUGUGAAUUCGAUCAUGGAUUCUUUUGCAAUGUCCAUGAUCUCCGCCUGGAGAACCCUGGUGUAGAAGACUUGGACAAAUUACUGAUCAAUACACUAUUUGAGGUCAUAACAAAUGAGAGCAGAAGCUCCCCUUUCAUUUUAUUCAUCAAAGAUGCGGAGAAGUCUCUUGUUGGUAACUCAGAAUCUUAUUCAACCUUCAAAAGUAGGCUGGAGAAGCUUCCUGAUAAUGUUGUUGUAAUUGGGUCACAAGUUCAAAAUGAUAACCGUAAAGAGAAGGCACAUCCUGGUGGUUUAUUUUUCACAAAGUUUGGCAGCAAUCAAACUGCUCUGUUGGACCUGGCUUUUCCAGAUAGUUUUGGCAGAUUGCAUGAUAAAGGGAAAGAUGUUUCGCGAGCAACAAAGGCUCUAACAAAGCUUUUCCCGAACAAGGUUACAAUUCAUAUGCCUCAGGAUGAGGAUCUUCUUGCUAGCUGGAAAAAUCAAUUAGAACGGGAUUCUGAAACUCUUAAAAUGAAGAGUAAUUUGGGUCACCUGCGCACUGUUUUGAGUCGUAGUGGCUUGGAAUGUGAUGGACUGGAGACACUGUGUGUCAAGGAUCUCACACUUUCCAAUGAUAGUGCAGAGAAGGUGGUUGGAUGGGCUCUAAGCUAUUUUUUGAUGCAGAGUCCUCAAUCUGAGUCUGAUGCAAGGCUUGUUUUGUCUGCUGAGAGCCUCAAGUACGGGAUUGGUGUACUACAGUCUAUCCAGAAUGAAUCCAAAAGCUUAAAAAAGUCUCUAAAGGAUGUAGUGACAGAAAAUGAAUUUGAGAAGCGGCUGUUGGCAGAUGUCAUUCCACCCAGUGACAUUGGAGUAACAUUUGAUGAUAUUGGAGCCCUUGAAAAUGUGAAAGACACACUGAAGGAAUUAGUAAUGCUGCCUCUACAAAGGCCUGAACUUUUUUGCAAGGGCCAAUUAACUAAGCCUUGCAAGGGUAUUCUUUUGUUUGGCCCUCCUGGUACCGGAAAGACAAUGCUUGCUAAAGCUGUUGCCACUGAAGCUGGUGCAAACUUCAUCAAUAUAUCAAUGUCAAGCAUCACUUCUAAGUGGUUUGGUGAAGGUGAAAAGUAUGUGAAGGCUGUUUUUUCACUUGCUAGUAAAAUUGCUCCAAGUGUUGUAUUUGUUGAUGAAGUUGAUAGCAUGUUAGGCCGUAGAGAAAAUCCUGGAGAACAUGAGGCUAUGCGUAAAAUGAAAAAUGAAUUCAUGGUGAAUUGGGAUGGCUUGAGGACCAAAGAUACAGAACGAGUUCUGGUGCUUGCAGCAACAAACAGACCUUUUGACCUUGAUGAAGCUGUCAUAAGGCGGCUGCCUCGUAGGCUUAUGGUUAACUUGCCCGAUGCUCCAAAUAGAGCAAAGAUAUUAAAAGUAAUAUUGGCGAAAGAGGAAUUGUCCGCCGAUUUCGACUUUGAUGCAAUUGCCAGCAUGACUGAUGGAUAUUCUGGGAGCGAUCUUAAGAAUCUUUGUGUGGCUGCUGCACAUCGUCCAAUCAGAGAAAUACUGGAGAAGGAAAAACAGGAGCGUAUAUCCGCAGUAGCAGAAAGCAGACCACUGCCACCUUUGAGUGGUAGUGCAGACAUUCGUCCUCUGAACUUGGAUGAUUUUAAACGUGCACACGAGCAGGUUUGUGCUAGUGUAUCGUCUGAAAGUGUUAAUAUGACCGAGCUUCAGCAAUGGAACGAACUUUACGGCGAGGGUGGUUCAAGGAGGAAAAAGGCACUUAGUUACUUCAUGUGAAGGAUUUUUGUGUAUACAAAGCUAAUGCAAUGUGGGAGACAUUUGGUGUCGUCUUGCGAGUCACAGCGGAGCCAUUUCGUGUUGUUUUGUGAGGCGUAGCUUCGUAUAAGUUAUUCAUAGGAUGAUUGUAUAAAGAGGGACAAUGUGUAUUUAAGUCUGCACUUUGUUUCCCUUUGUUUCAUUGAAUGGUUCCUGUGAUGUUUAGAAUCUUUUAGGACUGUAACUUACUGAGCUUGAGAAACUGAGGAAGUUCAAAUUAGAAAUCGAGUUUAUGGUUCUAAUAGCAUUAGACCACAUUUUUCAUUCUUACCUGGCCCCACCAUCUUUUUUAAUUGCAUAAAUAUUUGAUAAAUGCACAUGUCUUCUGGUUGUCACUAUAUUCUUGGUGAAUAUAUCCAUUUUCAUUUUACACAUUGUGCAAAAUAAUCAAAUAUAAUCGAUAUAGCUACUCUUGUGAGAGACCGUUUUUCGGUAAGACGUUAUUAAAUCAUCAUCAUAUUUAGUGUAUCCUGUCCAUAGAAAAACUAGAGACAAUAUUAAAUAAGGAAUUUCUAUUCUCGUAAUAUGUAUUAGUUAUUCUAUCUAACCUAUGAAUAAGACGCGUUUCUUGGUAAUCAGUCUCAAAUUGAUUUUUUGUAACAUAAUUUAUCAAUCUCUCUUUUCAA